Penicillium canescens is the source of this 858-nucleotide messenger RNA. RefSeq lists its product as uncharacterized. The coding region runs from base 1 to 858 and encodes 285 amino acids. NCBI's taxonomy places the organism in Eukaryota, Fungi, Ascomycota, Eurotiomycetes, Eurotiales, Aspergillaceae. The record is from RefSeq and is a predicted model, not a curated record. The transcript has 4 exons. Gene Ontology annotation, molecular function: oxidoreductase activity, acting on NAD(P)H, oxygen as acceptor. Gene Ontology annotation, cellular component: intracellular anatomical structure.
AUGCCCCCCGUUGCAACAGAAAAUGUCGCGCCAGACGCCACUAAGUCUGAUACGUCCGCGCCAUACCUGAGCACCCUGCCCGCCAAUGAUUUCAGCUGGCAGAUUACUCUGACACAAAAAGUUGUCGCCAUCACUGGUGCCAAUCGCGGCAUUGGCCUCGGUAUUGCCGAAGUCUGUUUGGCAAACUCGGCGAAAAAUGUGUACUCAUUCGAUCUGAUGGAGCCGGGAGAGGAAUUUGCCACUCUGCAGAAGCAUUACCCAAACUUUCAGUUUAUACAAACCGAUGUCACAUCAGAGGAAAGUGUGGAGAAAGCUAUCAAUCACGUCGUUGAAGCGACGGGUCGCAUUGACGGGCUGGUGGCUAACGCGGGCAUGACCAAACAUCAGCCCGCCCUCAAAUUUGAGCGCCCCGAAUUGGAACAGUUGUUCAAUCUCAAUGUAUUUGGAGCCUACUUCUGUGCGCAAAUCGCCGCUCGCAAGUUUAUUGAGCUCGGGAUUAAGGGCUCUAUUGUAAUGACAUCGAGUAUGACUUCUUAUCGGCCUAACCGUGCCGCCCCCUCUGCGCCAUAUGGAGCAACUAAGGCUGCCGUUCGAAACAUGUGUCAUACCCUUGCAAUGGAGUGGAGCAAGCACGGAAUUCGCGUCAACAGCAUCUCCCCAGGAUUUGUACGAACUGCCAUGACCUAUUACGUGGAGACCGCCCCAGACUGGGAUCUCAAGAUGCAAUACUAUGGUGGUAUGCCACGCUUGGCUGAUCCACGAGAGCUGGGUGGGGCCUAUGUGUACCUACUGAGCGAUGCGAGUUCCUAUACCAGUGGUAUUGACAUUCCAAUCGCGGGUAUUGUUGGCGCCUGGUGA